Molecule: messenger RNA, 1279 nt
Organism: Pimephales promelas (fathead minnow)
Lineage: Eukaryota; Metazoa; Chordata; Actinopteri; Cypriniformes; Leuciscidae
Gene: scamp2l
Product: secretory carrier membrane protein 2, like
Biological process (GO): protein transport
Cellular component (GO): trans-Golgi network membrane; recycling endosome membrane
Source: RefSeq, a predicted model, not a curated record
CGGUGACGUCAUUGCCGAAUGCACCGCGCAUGCGCAGCAGCGGUCAGUGAGUUGCGCUGGCAGGUACACGGAGCACGAGAACACCUGUGCUUGCCACACCACAAGAUGUCUGGAUUCGAUAACAACCCCUUUGCCGAACCUGUUGAUGUCAAUCCUUUCCAGGAUCCAUCAGUCACUCAGGUGACCAGCACUGCAGUCGAUGGCGUGGGAGAGUUUAACCCGUUUACAGCCACUGCUCUGAGUGGAAGCACCAUCCCUGUGUCAGUCGCUUCUCAACCAGCGGUCCUCCAGACGACUGUGGAGCCCAGUCCACAGGCCAGUGCCGCAGCAGGACAGGCGGAUCUCCUCCGUCAGCAAGCGGAGCUGGAGAAGAAAGCAGCAGAGCUGGAGCGUAAAGAACAGGAGCUUCGGGAUCGAGACACUGCACGAGGUAAAGAGAACAACUGGCCACCUUUACCCAAGUUUCUCCCCAUAAAACCUUGCUUUUAUCAGGAUUUUAGUGAAGAAAUUCCCGUGGAAUAUCAGCGGGUUUGCAAGAUGAUGUACUACCUCUGGAUGUAUCACAGUGUGACGCUGCUCCUGAACCUGCUGGCCUGUCUGGCGUAUUUCUCUAUAGACACGAGACAAGGAGUUGACUUCGGACUCGCAAUCCUCUGGUUUCUUCUGUUCACUCCCGUCGCGUUCCUCUGCUGGUACCGACCCGUCUACAAGGCCUUUAAAUCUGACAGCUCCUUCAGUUUCUUCUUUUUCUUCUUCAUUUUCUCAUUCCAAGUAAUCGUGUACAUCAUCCAGAGCGUGGGCAUCCCUGGCUGGGGAAACAGCGGCUGGAUCACGGCCAUCAGUGUGAUCAACACCAAUAAAGCUGUGUCCGUCUUCAUGAUGCUGGUCGCUGCGUUCUUCUCUGUCAACGCCAUGCUGUCCGUCGUCUUACUCAAAAUGGUGCACUCCAUGUACAGACACACGGGCGCGAGCUUCCAGAAGGCCCAGGACGAGUUCUCUCAAGGUGUCGUCACGAACCGAAGCUUCCAGUCCGCCGCCGCCGCUUCAGCCUUCCAGUAACAUCGUUCAUUCAAGGACGAACCGUGUCCGAGGCUUCUCGACACGCUCAUUUGGUUUACUGAAAACACGUUUGGGUGAAAGUUACCUGGCUGUUGAUCGUGUAAUGAAGGCAAUGUAUACAGGGUUUCAUGCAAAAGGUACAAUAAAGGAGUAGUUCACUUUUAGAAAACCUUUACUGAUGAUUUCCUCACCCCCAUGUCAUCCAAGAUGUCCACGUCUU